UUAAUAAUAUAGCUACAAAAAUUUUGAAUGCAUUCUUGUGUCGACAAGUAUAAAUUAAUUUUUGUUUGUUUGUAUUAUAAGAAGAAGUAGUUUACGAAUUAUGUCUCUUUAUGACGAUUUUGAUACACGGGAAAGAGCCGAAAAAGUAGCAGGCUGGUCUUCAGGCAUUAAAUUGUUACAAUCUCAGUUACAACUUAAAAAAGCAACAAUAGCUCAACCCAAAAAGGAUACUUUAAGGAAAUCUGGAAAGAUACUGGCACCAGUUAUUGAUUUAAAAUCAAAACGAGAUGACGAAGAUAUUUAUCCAGCUAGCGAAAGUGUUGCAAAACCUGUUCCUGAAAAACCUCCUGUAAUACCUUCUGCGUGUUCUCAAUUGAAUAUUGACUACAAUUUAGAUAUUGUUGAUGAAUAUAAUCCACUUUUUCCAAAUGAAUAUGAAAAAGUCAUAAAAGAAUUAAGAGAUUACAAAGAUAAAGAACGAGGGAGGGACGAGUUGAAAAAUGAUGAUAAUGAUAGAGAUAGUAGGAAAAAUUAUAAUAGGAAACGUAAAACCAGAUUUGAGGAAGGUAACAGCAAUGAGCCUGAAAAAAGUGGUUUUGCUCCCCAUAAUGAUGUAUCGGAUGAGGAAUCACCGCCAAGACAGCCAAGAAAUGAAUCAAAUAGAAACUCAGGAGCUCAGAUUGCACCUCCACCUAGUCUAUUAGAAAGUGUAGAAACGAAUACAACUCAAAUACAAGAAAAACCAUCAUAUGGAGUUCCAUAUGGCGCCAGCUCUGUCGCUGCAAAAAUUAUGGCCAAAUAUGGUUUUAAAGAAGGGCAAGGAUUAGGAAAAUCUCAGCAAGGAAUGUCCAUGGCCCUACAAGUUGAAAAAACGUCGAAACGCGGUGGUCGAAUAAUUCAUGAAAAAGAAUUAUCUGCUGUCAUGCCACCUCCUGCUUUAAGCGGAUUAGCUCAAAUACCUCAAGGAGAUGACAGUCCGACAAAUGCAACAGCAACCAAUCAACCACCAAAACAGGAACCAUCCAUAACAGAAAUUAUGAGGAGCCCAAGCAAAGUUGUUUUGCUUCGAAAUAUGGUUGGACCUGGAGAUGUUGAUGAUGAUUUAGAGCCAGAAGUUUUUGAUGAAUGCAAUGGUAAAUAUGGAGAUGUAGUAAAAGUACUGAUACAUGAAUUACCAGGCGCACCACCUGAAGAUGCUGUCCGAAUAUUUGUGGAAUUUAAAAGAAUUGAAAGUGCAAUCAAAGCUGUUGUCGACUUGAAUGGUAGAUUUUUUGGUGGCAGGCAAGUACGGGCUGGAUUUUACAGUUGUGAAAGUUUUGCAAAUUUAAAAUUGUUAGAAUAAUUGCAAAGAAAUAUAACAAACUUUAUAUCUUUACUUUUGUUUUAUUUAAAAUUGAAAUAAUAAAUACUAAACUUUAAUAA
Molecule: messenger RNA, 1422 nt
Organism: Ctenocephalides felis (cat flea)
Lineage: Eukaryota; Metazoa; Arthropoda; Insecta; Siphonaptera; Pulicidae
Gene: Spf45
Product: splicing factor 45
Exons: 7
Coding region: 101-1342 (413 amino acids)
Biological process (GO): alternative mRNA splicing, via spliceosome; mRNA cis splicing, via spliceosome
Cellular component (GO): precatalytic spliceosome
Molecular function (GO): RNA binding
Source: RefSeq, a predicted model, not a curated record